AUGCCGCCCUCCUCCGUCCUCAUCAUUGGCGCGUCCCGCGGCUUGGGCUUAGCCUUGACAAAGCACUACACCUCCUCCCUCUCCCCUUCUUCUUCUCCCCCAGACGUCUACGCUACCAUCCGCGGCGAUCCCACGUCUACCAAGGGACUACCAGAAGGCGUGCAUGUCAUAGGCGGGAUCGAUCUCAGCCAAGAGACCGUCAGCGAGGACCUUGUCCGGGGGCUUGAGGGAAAGAAGGUGGAUGUGGUGUAUAUCGUAGCGGGCCUGUUGAAGACUGAGACAUUUGGCGAGGCGAGCUGGGGGGAUCAAGUGGACAUGUACAAGAUCUGUGCGAUUGCGCCGGUGAUGAUUGUUCAAGCGCUAGCCACGCACGACCUCCUCGCACCCCGCGCCAAGAUCCUCCUCCUCACCUCCGAAGCGGGCUCCCUCUCUCUCCGGACGCCCAAAGAAGGAGGUGGGAACUAUGGGCACCAUGGGAGUAAAGCCGCGGGGAAUAUGGCGGGCCGGCUUUUGAGUUAUGAUUUGAAGGAGAAGGGGGUGGGGGUGGUUAUGAUUCAUCCUGGGUUCCUCAAGACUGAGAUGACCAAGGCCGCGGGGUUCGAGCAGCACUAUGAGGAAAUGGGGGCUGUAACGCCCGAAGAAGCCGCAAAAUACCUCGCCGAGUUUGCAGAGACCGUCACGAUGGAGAUGUCUGGGAAGCUGUGGGCACCUAUGGGCGGGCGCGGGAUAGGAAACGCCAAGGCCCUGAUGGGCCCACAGGCCGCCGAGCAGACGACCCCGCUCGAGCUGCCUUGGUGA
Dioszegia hungarica is the source of this 798-nucleotide messenger RNA. RefSeq lists its product as uncharacterized. The record is from RefSeq and is a predicted model, not a curated record. Gene Ontology annotation, molecular function: oxidoreductase activity, acting on the CH-OH group of donors, NAD or NADP as acceptor. NCBI's taxonomy places the organism in Eukaryota, Fungi, Basidiomycota, Tremellomycetes, Tremellales, Bulleribasidiaceae. The transcript is spliced from 8 exons. Bases 1 to 798 code for a protein of 265 amino acids.